Saccostrea cuccullata (small rock oyster) is the source of this 893-nucleotide messenger RNA. RefSeq lists its product as uncharacterized. The coding region runs from base 30 to 893 and encodes 287 amino acids. The record is from RefSeq and is a predicted model, not a curated record. NCBI's taxonomy places the organism in Eukaryota, Metazoa, Mollusca, Bivalvia, Ostreida, Ostreidae. The transcript is spliced from 5 exons.
UACAAUAUGGCUACCGAUUUCUUUAUAGAAUGAUAGAAUCUUACGUGAACUAUAGCGUACUGGACUGUGUUGAAGAGUGUCUGAGAACUAAAAGGUGUAGAUCUGUCAAUUAUUACAAAGGCGCAAACUUUUGUGAAAUAAACUUCAGUACAAACAUAACUCUACCAGCGUUUUACAGACAAGCCUCAGGAUGGUUAUACACCGACAUCCAGUACUGGGAUGAGGUUCUCGCGGAAUCAUGUGCAGGACCACCCUGUAAUAUUAAUGAAAAAUGCAUCCCAAAAGCGUUUGGCCAAUUUGAGUGCGUUUUGUCAGAUUGUGGGAUCCCUGUCGAUAUAAUAAAAAACACCACGUGGAAUGUGCAGGACUGGGAAGGAAUAGGAAUAAGAAAACGAAUGCACAUUAAAUGCUUGGAUUCUUUCGAACAGCGAGGAUCCGGAAUGAUCGUGUGCCAUAAAAAUGGGACCUGGAUAACGGACUUGGUUUGUCAAGAUAUGUGCCCGCAAGGUUAUACCUUCUACCGAACCUCUGUUUUCACAACUUGUUUGAAGUAUGUCUCAACGGAAGUGAAUUACACGGAAGCAGUCAGCAGCUGUAAACAAGAUGGCGGAGAUCUGGUUCGAAUUGAUUCUCAGCAGAAAUUCGAUAUAUUUAAGAACCAUGCAGGACAGUAUGCAUCUUCUACUGCAAUCGAGGUCUGGGUUCAGGGCGAGAAGAUCAAUGGACAAUGGAAAUUUCAUGACGGUACACCGAUACCAGAUUUCUGUCCUUUUGUCGAGACGAAUGAGCCGGGCGAAGUCCAUAUCAGAUCUAGCAGUGAUCGGGACUAUAAAUGCUUGGACUUUUGGGGGUCUAACGUAUUUCACUACAUGUGUGAAAUACAACAUGAUUAA